Molecule: messenger RNA, 1837 nt
Organism: Leptinotarsa decemlineata (Colorado potato beetle)
Lineage: Eukaryota; Metazoa; Arthropoda; Insecta; Coleoptera; Chrysomelidae
Gene: ATPsynbeta
Product: ATP synthase, beta subunit
Biological process (GO): proton motive force-driven mitochondrial ATP synthesis; proton transmembrane transport
Cellular component (GO): proton-transporting ATP synthase complex
Molecular function (GO): ATP hydrolysis activity; ATP binding; proton-transporting ATP synthase activity, rotational mechanism
Source: RefSeq, a predicted model, not a curated record
CGGAAAGAAGUUCAAACGUCAAAGAUUUCAGCAGUCAGCAGUCGACUUUUCUGUUCAAAAUCGACCAUGUUGGGUGCUGUGGCAAGGGCAAGUUCUAGCCUUUUGGCUGGAAAAACUAUCGAAAAGAUUGGAGCAGACUCUCUUAAAAUAGUGUCAUCAUACAAUGUUUCCAGCAGGAAUUAUGCUGCUAAGGCCGCAGCCUCCGGUAAAAGUGCUGGUAAAGUUGUUGCCGUUAUUGGUGCCGUAGUGGACGUCCAGUUCGACGAAGAAUUACCACCCAUUCUCAAUGCAUUGGAAGUACAAAAUCGAACUCCUAGACUUGUGUUGGAGGUUGCCCAACAUUUGGGAGAAAAUACAGUACGUACCAUUGCUAUGGAUGGUACCGAGGGUAUUGUUCGUGGACAGCAAGUGAAUGAUACAGGCUACCCUAUCCGAAUUCCUGUAGGUGUAGAAACAUUAGGAAGAAUCAUGAAUGUAAUUGGGGAACCCAUUGAUGAGAGAGGUCCAAUUCCCACUGAUAAAUUGGCUUCCAUUCACGCUGAAGCUCCAGAGUUUGUUGAUAUGAGUGUUGAACAAGAAAUUCUAGUAACAGGAAUCAAGGUUGUGGAUCUUUUGGCUCCAUAUGCCAAAGGAGGAAAGAUUGGUCUGUUUGGUGGUGCUGGUGUAGGCAAGACUGUACUCAUUAUGGAACUGAUCAACAACGUUGCCAAAGCCCAUGGUGGUUACUCUGUAUUUGCAGGAGUAGGCGAAAGAACCCGUGAAGGAAACGACUUGUACCAUGAAAUGAUAGAGUCUGGAGUAAUCUCUCUCAAAGACAAGACUUCCAAGGUAGCUCUGGUCUAUGGACAGAUGAAUGAACCACCAGGCGCACGUGCCCGUGUAGCUUUGACUGGACUUACUGUUGCUGAAUAUUUCCGUGAUCAAGAGGGACAAGAUGUAUUGCUUUUCAUCGACAAUAUUUUCAGAUUUACUCAAGCUGGUUCAGAAGUAUCUGCUCUGUUGGGUCGUAUUCCCUCCGCUGUAGGUUAUCAACCAACUCUGGCCACCGAUAUGGGUAGCAUGCAGGAAAGAAUCACCACCACCAAAAAGGGGUCCAUUACUUCUGUACAGGCUAUCUAUGUACCAGCUGAUGAUUUAACAGAUCCUGCUCCUGCUACUACUUUUGCUCACUUGGACGCUACCACUGUAUUGUCACGUGCUAUUGCAGAAUUAGGUAUCUACCCCGCUGUCGAUCCAUUGGAUUCCACCUCACGUAUCAUGGAUCCCAAUAUCAUUGGAGCAGAACAUUACAAAGUAGCUCGUGAUGUACAAAAGAUCCUUCAAGAUUACAAAUCUCUACAAGAUAUCAUUGCCAUUUUGGGUAUGGAUGAAUUGUCUGAAGAUGACAAACUAACUGUUGCUCGUGCUCGUAAAAUCCAACGUUUCUUGUCACAACCUUUCCAAGUAGCCGAGGUUUUCACUGGUCAUGCUGGAAAACUUGUACCUCUUGAAGAAACAAUCAAAGGAUUCCAGAAAAUCCUUGCAGGUGACUAUGAUCAUUUGCCAGAAGUAGCAUUUUACAUGGUCGGGCCAAUUGAGGAAGUAGUCCAAAAAGCCGAAAAAUUAGCAGAAUCAUCUUAAAUUUUUUAUAUCUACGAUACUUGUAUUAAUUUUCAGAGCAUGCUUCGUUUGGAAGAAAAAAAUAGCAUUAGAGAAAACUGUUCCAACACAAAAAAGAACUGUUCCAACACCAUACAUUUUUAUAUCGAUAUUUUUAUUUAUGAGUUGAAGCAAUUCUAAGAUGUAAUUGUUGUAUUUCCCGUUUGAUUAUUACAAUAAAAGUAAACCUCAAUCUGGA